AAACAAACACUACACAGCACAGCUCUAAGCGCUCACUCAAAGAGCUGCUUUCUUCACAGGUCGUUGAAGGAAAUUGGAUGUGUAUGUGUUCAGCAUGUGUAUCCGGACGUGUUGCUCUGUGUAGCGAAAUAUCUUACGCAGAAUAACUUUUUGUUUAGUUCGCAAAUAUGCACUGUCGUGCUUGCUAACCUUACCUCUCGUUAGUUGCUCAUGUAACAUUAAAAGGCGCUGUGUCCUUUUCCCGCUGUUUGAAGGACGUGUCAGUUGACACAGCAUGUUUUGCACAGCUGAUCAGCUGAUUUAAAAUGUCUGUACAUUUCAUCUAUGGUUAGUAGUCAGAGCUCUGCCUGUAAGUAAUUUACAUGCGGCCCAGGUGAUACAACAGAAAAGGUGAAUCAUUCUACUGUUAGAAUAAGUCAUGAAGGAGGUUUUUAGGAAGAUACACAGCAUCGUUUUAAAGAUCGCCCUGUUUCCGAGCACAUUUGGCAGGACUGGCCCGCGGCCAACUGCCUCAGAGGUGUUGACCUGCCACCUGCUGCAGCGGAAACUCCCGCCGUGGACUUCAUUCUGUGUCCGCUACAGCUCCGUUCAAAAUGACCAGUUCGGAAUGUCCAACUUUAAUUGGAGAGUCCAGGGAUCCAACUACCAAAUACUCAGAACAGGCUGCUUCCCCUUUAUAAAAUAUCACUGUACCAAAACGCCUCCACACAACCUGGACUUUGAGGACACAUUUUUUACCAUGUUGAAAGUACUUAAUCUGGGCAUCCCUUGUUUGGCCUAUGGCAUUGGUUGCUGGAUGGUGGUAGGAGCUGCAGAAAGAGUGCAGACAAGUGUUGGACCUGUCACAGUCUAUUUCGCUUACAAAGAAGAAGAAGGCGCACAGUAUUAAACCCUGAACAAAAUACUAUUUUAAGUGUGUUUGCAAAAGGCUGGAGCCUAUUUAAUACAGUUCCCCAGGUGAUGUUGUAGUGGACCUAUUGACAAAAAUGCAAUAUUGUAUAACUCCUGCUCCUAUUGUCUGACUACACACAUUAAUUUGUGUUUAAUUAUUUAAGAUUAAAAAGUUGCAGUGAAGGAGUCAGUUAUGCAUGUUAAUUACACUGACACACGACAAUGACAGUGUUUGUUCAGCAAGCUAACUUUCCAUUAAAGUUUUAAUUAAACUUUCCGAAUAGACUGUUCGACCCUAUGCCUUUUCCUGGGUGUUUUCACAGCAAUAUUUGUGAAUGUUUUACCAGCCUCCAGUGCAUGUCUUCAGAGUCAUUACAUUGUAAAAGUAUAUUAUUGCAACAAAUAUUAAAGUGUAUGAAAUG
Etheostoma spectabile (orangethroat darter) is the source of this 1313-nucleotide messenger RNA. RefSeq names its product chromosome 8 C15orf61 homolog (gene c8h15orf61). The transcript is spliced from 2 exons. The record is from RefSeq and is a predicted model, not a curated record. Bases 419 to 889 code for a protein of 156 amino acids. NCBI's taxonomy places the organism in Eukaryota, Metazoa, Chordata, Actinopteri, Perciformes, Percidae.